AGCGAUACUGAGCAGCAUGGAGUUAUUCGUGAGGGGCACAAGACCGUUGCUGAAAGGAAUCCGUGCACUGACACAGCUCAGGAAUGUACAUUGUAGCCCUCCAAUACUUUCUCCUCUCAUCCCUAUUGUUGUGGAGCAAACGGGCCGCGGUGAGAGAGCAUAUGAUAUAUACUCCAGGCUACUUCGAGAGCGAAUCAUCUGCGUAAUGGGGCCUAUUGACGACUCCCUUUCCAGCGUGGUGGUUGCACAGCUCCUGUUCCUGCAGUCAGAGAGUAACAAGAAACCUAUACACAUGUACAUCAAUAGCCCAGGGGGCUCUGUUACAGCCGGCUUAGCUAUUUAUGACACAAUGCAGUACAUUCUGAAUCCCAUUUGUACAUGGUGUGUGGGACAAGCAGCGAGCAUGGGGUCCUUACUUCUGGCUGCUGGAUCCAGCGGGAUGAGACACUCUCUACCAAACUCCAGGAUCAUGAUCCACCAGCCCUCUGGGGGAGCCAGGGGUCAGGCCACAGACAUUGCUAUCCAAGCAGAAGAAAUCCUGAAGCUAAAGAAGCAGAUUAAUGAAAUUUAUGCAAAACACACCCGUCAGCCGCUCUCUGUUAUUGAGUCAGUAAUGGAGAGGGAUCGAUACAUGAGCCCUACGGAAGCCCAGGAAUUUGGGAUUUUGGACAAGGUAUUGGUGCACCCCCCUCAAGAUGGUGAGGAUGAACCAGAACUGGUCAGAAAGAAGGAGAACCAGACACCCCCAUCUGAGCCCUAGCAGAAAGGGAACCAGCCUAUAGUCUGUUUUCAUCAAUACUUGUAUGGAAGGGCAAUGCCCUAUGCAAUGUAUCACAUCUAGUCCUGGAGCCAGGGGGGGUUAAAUUUGCAGUAGUCUGUCCCUUUUAAUUUCAGGAAAUCGCCCAAAGGAUUGUGACUUUGAAAACAGUUUAAAUUCGGAGCAAGGUCAAAUAAGUGCGAUUAUUGUUCUUUUUGGGCCUACAUACGACGUGCCAAUCUGAGAAGGACUAGAUCCCACUGCUGCCUCCUGGUGGUAGAGAAUAUGUCAAACCAGAAUCCUGUAUCUAGAAUUGUAUCAGGAAGGUAUUAAAGUGAAUAUUCAUCUUUAA
Molecule: messenger RNA, 1109 nt
Organism: Xenopus laevis (African clawed frog)
Lineage: Eukaryota; Metazoa; Chordata; Amphibia; Anura; Pipidae
Gene: clpp.L
Product: caseinolytic mitochondrial matrix peptidase proteolytic subunit L homeolog
Biological process (GO): proteolysis; protein quality control for misfolded or incompletely synthesized proteins
Cellular component (GO): endopeptidase Clp complex
Molecular function (GO): ATP-dependent peptidase activity; ATPase binding; serine-type endopeptidase activity
Source: RefSeq, marked provisional